AUCAGUCACAACCACGAGUGCUAAUAAAGUGAGUAAACCAUUAAAAUACACAUACAACAAGUUUCACUUAAAAAAAUAAGGUUGGAAUGGAUAAUUUUGUUGAAGAAUACGAUUUUUAUUGGGAGACCAACAAGUACAUCCACACUCAAGAACUUCAAAGUUGGGAAUAUGGAAAUGUUAUAGGGCCUAUAACAUUAUGCUACAACAACAACAACGACAACAACAACAUGAGCUCAAGCUCGCCUGAUGGUAGUGCUUACUCGAAGAUGUACAUGGAUGAAUCUAAAAAUGUCGUGUCCGAAAGAAAUCGCCGGAAGCAAUUAAACGACCGUAUUUAUGGUCUCCGAGCAAUUGUUCCUAACAUUAGCAAGAUGGACAAAGCAUCAACAAUCAAGGAUGCAAUUGACUAUAUAAAGGAACUACAAGAGGAGGAGAGACGAAUCAAAGAAGAUAUAUCAAAACUAGAGCUCAGGAGACAGAACAACAGCAAUGAAAGCUCAUCUUGGUGUUCUACAAUUGUGCUUGAACAAGAAUUGUCUACUUUGCUAACCAACAACAGUAAUAAUGAUCAUCACAAACGAUGCUAUGAUUCCAAUAAAACUGGAUGCAGAUCAUUUCUUUUAGACGACUUAAAAGUAGGGGUUUCAUACGCUGGAGGAAGGACUAUUAUAGUAAGCUUGAGCUGCAGUAAUAGAAAUGGGAUAAUGGUGAAGUUGUGUGAAUUAUUUGAAUGUCUAAAGCUCAGGGUUAUCACAGCUAAUAUCACUGUCGUUGGCGGAAGAAUUUUGAAGACCAUUUAUGUUGAGGCCGGUGAAAAGGAGAAGGAUCGUCUAGAGAAAAUGAUUGAAAUGGCAAUAUCUUCUUUACAAAUGUAAAUAUGCAUGGCAUCUAUUCCACCUUCUCGCUCUCUCUCAGCCUUUUAAUUGGAAUUUUGCGCACAAUGAUUAGCUAGGUUUGUAAAUUGUAAUGGAACAAACUUUUUGGAUUUUUAAUUAAAGGGUGGACUUAAUUCUAAGUUGGUGAUAUUUUAAAUUUUAAUUGUCUCUUUUUCAAAGGCAAGUCACUAGUGAAUCAUAUAUAGUUCAUUUAUUUGUAUUUGGUUGACAUUAGAAGUGUCAAUUCAAGUAUUUAAGUCGGAUUUCAUAAGGUCGAAUCAGGUUUA
This is a messenger RNA of Chenopodium quinoa (quinoa), 1162 nucleotides long. Its product is annotated as transcription factor bHLH35-like. The transcript is spliced from 5 exons. Gene Ontology annotation, biological process: regulation of DNA-templated transcription. The record is from RefSeq and is a predicted model, not a curated record. Bases 87 to 875 code for a protein of 262 amino acids. Gene Ontology annotation, cellular component: nucleus. NCBI's taxonomy places the organism in Eukaryota, Viridiplantae, Streptophyta, Magnoliopsida, Caryophyllales, Amaranthaceae. Gene Ontology annotation, molecular function: DNA-binding transcription factor activity; protein dimerization activity; sequence-specific DNA binding.